AUCAGUACUUCCGCGUCAGCUUUGUGACGUUGUGUCUGAAAGCUGUGAGUACUUCCAUGCCGUGGAGUGGACGUGGCCCUGCGGACUUUAUAUCAACCACCCAUGCAGCACUGCCUCACUCUGACCCUUGCCCGGCACAGCAGGCUUGUCUUAAGAAAUAAACUACGAACUGUCCACUACCAGCAGUCAGCAGCCAUGUCGGGUCUACUCAUCAACCAGCCAAAAUACGCCUGGCUGAAAGAGCUUGGUCUGUCUGAAGACAACCCUGGUGUUUACAACGGUAGCUGGGGAGGCAGCGGGGAAGUCGUCACUUCAUACUGUCCAGCCAACAACGAGCCAAUUGCCAGAGUAACCCAGGCCACUAUGGCAGAGUAUGAAGAAACUGUUCAGAAGACAAGGGAGGCUUGGAAGAUGUGGGCAGAUAUUCCUGCUCCUAAAAGAGGGGAAAUUGUGAGGCAGAUUGGAGAUGCUCUCAGGAAGAAGAUCAAAGUCCUCGGCAGCCUGGUGUCUCUAGAAAUGGGCAAGAUCUAUGUUGAGGGAGUGGGAGAGGUUCAGGAAUACGUUGAUGUCUGUGAUUACGCCGUUGGUUUGUCCAGAAUGAUUGGUGGCCCAAUCCUGCCUUCAGAAAGACCUGGCCAUGCCCUCAUAGAGCAGUGGAACCCAGUUGGUCUUGUUGGUAUCAUCACUGCCUUUAACUUUCCUGUGGCUGUCUAUGGCUGGAACAACGCCAUUGCUCUGACCUGUGGAAAUGUUUGCCUCUGGAAAGGAGCUCCCACCACACCUCUUACAAGUGUAGCAGUUACAAAGAUUGUAGCCGAAGUCCUAGAGCAGAAUAACCUGCCUGGCGCCAUCUGCUCCAUGACCUGUGGAGGCGCUGAUAUUGGCACAGCCAUGGCAAAGGAUGAACGUGUUGAUCUGCUGUCAUUCACUGGCAGCACCCAUGUUGGCCAGCAGGUGGCCAUGAUGGUGCAGGAAAGGUUUGGUCGUAAGCUUCUGGAGCUUGGUGGAAACAACGCCAUCAUCGUGUUUGAGGAUGCAGACCUCAAUCUUGUUGUACCCUCUGCUGUCUUUGCAUCCGUGGGAACCGCCGGCCAACGCUGCACCACAACAAGAAGGCUAAUGCUGCACGAGAGUGUUCACGACACUGUGGUUGAGAGGGUCGCCAAGGCCUACAAACAAGUCCGCAUUGGGGACCCCUGGGAUCCAAGCACCUUGUAUGGGCCUCUGCACACCAAACAAGCCGUGGAUCAGUACCUGGCGGCCAUUGAGCAGGCUAAGCAGCAGGGAGGCACUCUGGUCUGUGGAGGUAAGGUGAUGGACCGUCCUGGAAACUACGUGGAGCCCACCAUCAUUACAGGGCUGCCUCAUGAUGCUCCCAUCGUCCAUACAGAAACCUUUGUCCCCAUUCUCUACGUCCUGAAGUUCAAGACGGAAGAGGAGGCAUUCGCCUGGAACAAUGAGGUCAAGCAGGGUCUGUCCAGCAGCAUCUUCACCAAAGAUCUGGGUCGGGUUUUCCGCUGGCUUGGGCCCAAAGGUUCCGACUGUGGCAUUGUGAAUGUCAACAUUCCCACUAGCGGAGCUGAGAUUGGAGGAGCCUUCGGUGGUGAGAAACACACAGGAGGUGGAAGAGAGUCCGGCAGCGACUCAUGGAAGCAGUACAUGAGGCGCUCCACCUGCACAAUAAACUACAGCAAGGAUCUUCCUCUGGCCCAGGGAAUCAAGUUUGAGUAAAGCCAUCCGGUGGUUUGUUUUUGAACGGAUGUGAUGAGCCCAAAUAUAAAACACCGAAUGUUUUAGUGUUGAAGUGCAACCUUGCUAAUACAAGAUGUUCGUCAGUGCAUUUUUUGCAUUCGGAGAUGUCAGUUUGAAUUCAGACAAAUGUUGGAAUAAUGUUAAAUUUUCCUGUAUGAAAUCCAUCCAUGUUGUUUGCAUGAGAUACAAGUCCUGUUUGGAAAAAUUUUUAAAAAUAGUCUGUCUAAAAGGUCAAGUUUUUUCCCCUAUAACGACUGCGAGCACUUUUCUACAAGCACUUAGAGAGGGAGAUUCAGUGCUAGUUGACAGUUCCAGAUACUUUAUACUGUAUGAAAAUAAUUAUUACCGUUAACUUUGGAAGAACAUCUGAAGUGGGCUUUAUUAACAAGAAGAUACAAUCGCUGUAAUGUAAAUAGCAUUUAACAAGGACUGCUUAUAUUUGUUUUCAAGCUUUUCAAACUCCUUAAAGACAAUAGUUCAUGUUUCACCAAAUAAAGAUAUUGUUAGACCUAUUGUUUGUAUUUACAUUGCAGCAUUACUGUACUUUAAUAUAGAGUACCCUUUAAGAAAGGGUCAAAAUGGAAUUUCCUUUCAACAAAACUACAAUAAAUAAAGCAUUUCUUGUUGA
This is a messenger RNA of Cheilinus undulatus (humphead wrasse), 2380 nucleotides long. It is a transcript of the gene aldh7a1, whose product is annotated as aldehyde dehydrogenase 7 family, member A1. Lineage: Eukaryota; Metazoa; Chordata; Actinopteri; Labriformes; Labridae. The record is from RefSeq and is a predicted model, not a curated record. Gene Ontology annotation, molecular function: aldehyde dehydrogenase (NAD+) activity. The transcript is spliced from 2 exons. Bases 103 to 1731 code for a protein of 542 amino acids.